Messenger RNA from Bradysia coprophila, 1871 nucleotides. Its product is annotated as BTB/POZ domain-containing protein 9-like. The record is from RefSeq and is a predicted model, not a curated record. Gene Ontology annotation, biological process: circadian behavior; adult locomotory behavior; modulation of chemical synaptic transmission. Gene Ontology annotation, molecular function: protein binding. Gene Ontology annotation, cellular component: cytoplasm. NCBI's taxonomy places the organism in Eukaryota, Metazoa, Arthropoda, Insecta, Diptera, Sciaridae.
GUGCACAGUGUACAUAGGAGCUACUGAGUGAUUGAACAUUUCUUUCCAUAUUUUGAAUUUGAAACCAAAGGAAAAUGUUGACUAAAAAUGAUAAAUUGGACUGCUCAUUGAAACUUCUGCAACAACUGGCAGAAAUGUGUGAAAGUUCAGACUAUUCUGAUGUUACAUUGAUUGUCGGUCAAACUAAGAUACCGGCCCACAAAUGUAUUCUUGCUGCACGCAGUCCAUAUUUUCGAGCAAUCCUUUAUACUAUAGGCGAUGUGCCAACGACUAUUGAGCGAAAUUUCGACGGUAUGAUGGCUUUGAAUUCGUCUACCGUUGAACUGUAUGUGUCCAUCGAAGCAUUUAAGCUUGUGCUGAAGUUCAUCUACACUGGACGUCUCGCCCUCAGUGAAAUUCAAUAUUCCAAUGUUUUGGAUCUUCUCAAAUUGGCACACGACUUUGGCAUCGAUGAUUUGGAAUCCGGAAUCUCAGCGUAUCUCUUAGACAAUUUAACGCUGGACAACUGUUGUGCAGCACUCAAUGCAGCGUGUUUGUAUAAUUUAACCGAUCUCGAAGAAGCUGCGCUCCUAUACAUGGACCGACAUUCGACCGAAGUGUUGAAAUCGACAAACUUCAACACACUAGCUCCAAAGUCACUGGCUUCCGUGUUAAAACGAGACACAUUUUGCGCUCCAGAAAUGGACAUUUUCAAAGCCGUACUCGAAUGGCGCAAACACGAGCACUCAGACGGUGAAUUUCAGGCAAUUAUUCCGAUGGUUCGGUUCAAGCUGAUCGAUCUGGAAGAGCUGUUGACCAUCGUUAAAGAGACUUCAACUUUAGAUUCCGAGCGUUUGCUUGAAAUUGUACGCGAAAAAACUAUCAACCACGACAUGAACUAUCGUUUCAAUUUAGAACCAAACGAGAAUGUUGCUUCAGCUAAAAAUUUCAAUGCCAAAACUAUCAGGAGUGGUAUUAACCCUUUGGAAAUACUUGAUGGUAAUGUGACAACCUAUGAUGGAUCUACCGGCUAUACUUAUCACCAUAUCACCGACACGGUCAACAAUUGCAUCAUUGUCGAACUGAAAUCAAUCUAUUUGAUCAAUCACAUAAAGAUCCUUCUGUGGGAUCGUGAUGCUCGUUCGUAUUCGUACUGUGUGGACGUUUCGGUAGAUCUGAAAAGCUGGAACCGAGUCUACGAUGGUUCGGCAUUUUUCUGCCGAUCGUGGCAAAAUUUACACUUCAAAUCGUGUCCGGUUCGAUACAUCAAACUGGUGGGCACACAUAACACAGCCAAUACGGACUUUCAUGUCGUUGAACUUGAAGCAUUUUACACGGAAAAUGAACCGAGUCUGGUUAACGGAUUGAUUUCGCCAACAGUUAAUGUUGCGACGAUAGAAAAAGGUGCCAAGGUGAUCGAUGGACUUGUCAAUUCUGGUGAUACUGUUGAUGUAGUUCUGAAUGGUGCUUUUAAAAACUAUACCGGUGGAUCUGGCUACACAUACCAUACCAUAGGACAAGGUUCUAUCAUCAUUCAAUUAGCCCAGCCAUAUCAUAUUGGUUCAUGCCGUCUAUUGCUAUGGGAUCAAGACGACAGGACGUACGGUUACUAUGUGGAAACUUCAGUAGAUAAAAAAGACUGGAAAAUGGCUGUGGAUAAACAAAAUGAUCGACUUAAAUCGUGGCAAGAACUAACGUUUGAACCGAGGCCAGUCGUUUUCUUCAAAAUUGUCGGCACGCACAACAGUUCCAAUGCGGGCUUUCAUGUAGUUCAUUUUGAAACGCCAUCAUCGUUAGCCUUACUCAAUUGAAAAUUUAGUAUAUAAAUGAGGAGCACUGUCAGUCAAAACAUUUUCAAUAAAGUAUAAUUGCAAAGAACGAGCUCCACUCAA